AAUUACCGAAGCAACAUUCCCUUCAUCACGACUCAUUCACGCAAACUCCACUAGCCUUGGUCAUCGUAUCUCCUAUCACCCAUCUUUCAAAGGAUAUAGGGUAUAGGCGGAGACUUUGAGAGUAACAGAAAAUCAAGAUCGCAAAAAUGUUUGAAUUCACAAGGAUAAACACCAAAGACGAUCACGAAGGGGACAUCGAACAGGGAACUCUCUACCCUGGAAUCAGCCAUGGAGAAAACCAACUUCGUUGGGGCUUCAUCCGUAAGGUUUACGGAAUCCUUGCCGCCCAGAUGGUUCUGACCACCGCCGUCUCUUGCCUCACUGUCCUUUAUGCUCCUAUCAACGAUCUCCUCCGUGGAAAUUCCGGCCUCUUGCUAUUUCUCGUUUUCUUGCCAUUCAUCCUUUUGUGGCCUUUGCAUGUGUAUCAACAAAAGCAUCCACUCAACUUGGUGUUCCUUGGACUCUUUACAGUUUCCCUAAGUCUCACUGUAGGUGUGAGCUGUGCCAACACAGAUGGAAAGAUUGUGCUGGAAGCUCUAGUUUUGACCUCUGCAGUGGUUUCAUCUCUAACGGCCUACACUUUCUGGGCAUCAAAGAAAGGCAAAGACUUCAGCUUUUUGGGUCCAAUUUUGUUCACUAGUCUUGUUAUUCUCCUUGUCACUAGUUUCAUGCAGGUGUUCUUUCCACUGGGGCCCACAACAAACGCGAUAUUUGGAGGAUUUGGUGCGGUUUUGUUUUCUGGAUACAUAAUCUAUGACACUGAGAACUUAAUCAAGCGAUUUACAUAUGAUGAGUACAUUUGGGCAUCAGUGACUCUUUAUCUGGACAUACUAAAUCUCUUUCUGUCAAUUCUACGCAUGCUGAGGCAAGGAGACAAUUAAUUAGAUAUGUGAGUCCCACAAGUGGUUUGCAGGAGCACUUGGCCAUCUAUCUUUUUUUUUUUUUUUUUUGAAACUAUAAAAGACAGUAUAGUAUAUUCUGGUAUACACUCUAUCUACUACUCUGAUACAAUUCAUAUUUUCC
Molecule: messenger RNA, 1023 nt
Organism: Lactuca saligna
Lineage: Eukaryota; Viridiplantae; Streptophyta; Magnoliopsida; Asterales; Asteraceae
Source: the annotation of a GenBank genome assembly